Dreissena polymorpha is the source of this 702-nucleotide messenger RNA. RefSeq lists its product as uncharacterized. The record is from RefSeq and is a predicted model, not a curated record. The transcript has a single exon. Bases 1 to 702 code for a protein of 233 amino acids. NCBI's taxonomy places the organism in Eukaryota, Metazoa, Mollusca, Bivalvia, Myida, Dreissenidae.
AUGAAUUCCCAUGUCAACGCCGCAGACACCUUGAAAAGUGACCUGUAUGUAGACAAUGUUUUGUCGAGCUUUGCGCACGAGAUGGACGCAUUAACCUACUUCCGGAAAGCACGUGAUAUGAUGACUACAGCCGGGUUCAAUCUGCGGUCAUGGAUGUCAAAUAGUACCCGUCUUAGAGAGCUCGCGGAAGCUGAAGGUUGCCUUGACAACGACACACUCACCAAAGUCCUGGGUAUGCGUUGGCAUGCAGUUACAGAUGAUUUGUCAUAUGCACCACGUGAUAUACCUGCCAUAGAGAACGCUACUAAGAGAUCCAUCCUUCAAUACUCCUCCCGCAUAUAUGACCCUCUUGGACUGCUGAGCCCAGUGACCGUGCGAGCCAAGAUUUUGAUGCAAGAGAUAUGGAAAGAGAAAAUUGAUUUGGACAUCCCACUUUCGAGCAAUUUUCAAGAGAAAUGGAAAUCACAUGCAGAAGAUUUCAACGAAGUGACUACGAUUUCCUUCCCCCGACGAUAUUUUCAUCAUGCAGACGACAAACAUACCUCCCACCAUGAAGCAGACGAUCCUCCCAUAAUGUACGUAUUUGUCGAUGCCAGCAUUCAAGCUUACGGAGCAGUAGCCUACCUAUGUAAAGGGAGAGAAUCUUCAUUAGUUAUGGCGAAGAACAGAGUUGCUCCAUUCAAAACGCUCACACUUCCGUAA